GGCGGCGGCGGUGGUGGUGGCGCGGGAGGCUGGCGCUGCGCGGUGGUGCUUGCCCGGCGCACGGAUCCCCGCGCGGACCGACGGCCGAAGGGAGGGGGCGGCGCUGGGCCCCGAGCCGAGCGGGAGCCGCGCGCAGGGAGCCGGGCGCCGGCGGCCGCCAGACCCGGGAGUGGCGCCCUCCUCCCGCCGGUGCCCGUGCCGGGCCGUGGGGGGCAGCAUGCCCGCGCGCGACGCCUGAGGACGCCGCGGCCCCCGGCUCCGCCAUGGGCUCCCCGGCCUGCGCCCUCGCGCUCUGCGUGGCCGUGGCUGUCGUGGCCGGCGCCACCUCGGGGCUCCCGGGCACGGAGCUGCGCGUCGGACCGAGAGCGGCAGAGGCCCCGGGCUCCGAGCCCGGCCACCAGGAGCAGCUGGUCGUGGGCAGCGGGGACACCGUGGAGCUGAACUGCCGCCUGCCGGCGCCCGGCCCCUCGGGGCCCACGGUCUGGGUGAAGGACGGGGCCGGGCUGGAGCCCUCCGACCGCGUGCUGCUGUGGCCACAGCGGCUGCGGCUGCUCAACGCCUCCCACGAGGACGCCGGCACCUACAGCUGCUGGCUGCGGCUCACCCGGCGCUCCCUGUGCCACUUCACCGUGCGCGUGGCAGACGCGCCGUCCUCAGGGGACGAUGAGGACAGCGAGGACGAGGCUGGGGACACAGGCGAGCACGCAGCAGGGGCCCCUUACUGGACACGGCCUGAGCGGAUGGACAAGAAGCUCCUGGCCGUGCCAGCCGCGAACACCGUCCGCUUCCGCUGCCCGGCUGCCGGCAACCCCACCCCGUCCAUCUCCUGGCUCAAGAAUGGCAGGGAGUUCCGCGGCGAGCACCGCAUCGGGGGCAUCAAGCUGCGGCAUCAGCAGUGGAGCCUUGUCAUGGAGAGCGUGGUGCCUUCCGACCGUGGCAACUACACCUGUGUUGUGGAGAACAAGUUUGGCAGCAUCCAGCAGACGUACACGCUGGACGUGCUGGAGCGCUCCCCGCACCGGCCCAUCCUGCAGGCAGGGCUGCCGGCCAACCAGACGGCGGUGCUGGGCAGCGAUGUGGAAUUCCACUGCAAGGUGUACAGCGACGCGCAGCCCCACAUCCAGUGGCUCAAGCACGUGGAGGUGAACGGCAGCAAGGUGGGGCCCGACGGCACGCCCUACGUCACUGUGCUCAAGACGGCGGGCGCCAACAGCACCGACAAGGAGCUCGAGGUGCUGUCCUUGCACAACGUCAGCUUUGAGGACGCGGGGGAGUACACCUGCCUGGCGGGCAAUUCUAUCGGGUUUUCCCAUCACUCUGCGUGGCUGGUGGUGCUGCCAGGUACCCGCUCCUCCUGCUGGGCUGCUCUGUCGCUGCCGCCCACUCUGGGCCGGGCCGGGGGCUUCAGACAAACCCAAGCUGCCGGCUCCCCCGGGCCUGGUGUGGGAGCAGGGUCCCCGGCCAUGUCUGGACGCCGGAGGCCUCCCCUUGAGCUCCCCGCCAGCCUCGGCCGGGUGCCUGGAGGCUCAGGCCGGUGGCUUCGGCAUUGCUCGGGUGCGUGGUGGCUCGCUGGGUCUCUGUCCUGGUCUGUCCUGGCUCGCUGCUGCUUCUGGUCCCAGGGCGCUUGCACCGGAGCCUCGGGCCCCCCACCCGGGAGCCCCCCAGGCCCAAGUCCCCCCACCACAGCGGCCUGCGGGGGCAGCGGGCCAGGCCCCCGACGCCGUGUCUUUGCAGCCGAGGAGGAGCUGGUGGAGGCCGGCGAGGCAGGUGGCGUGUACGCGGGUGUCCUCAGCUACGGGGUGGGCUUCUCGCUCUUCGCCCUGGUGGUGGCGGCUGUGACUCUGUGCCGCCUGCGCAGCCCGCCUAAGAAGGGCCUGGUGUCGCCCACCGUGCACAAGGUCUCACGCUUCCCGCUCAAGCGACAGGUAACAGUGUCCUUGGAGUCCAACGCGUCUGUGAACUCCAACACGCCGCUGGUGCGCAUCGCCCGUCUGUCCUCCGGGGAGGGCCCGGCGCUGGCCAACGUGUCUGAGCUCGAGCUGCCUGCCGACCCCAAGUGGGAGCUGUCCCGGGCCCGGCUGACGCUCGGCAAGCCGCUCGGGGAGGGCUGCUUUGGCCAGGUGGUCAUGGCGGAGGCCAUCGGCAUCGACAAGGAUCGGGCUGCCAAGCCCGUCACCGUGGCCGUGAAGAUGCUGAAGGAUGACGCCACCGACAAGGACCUGUCGGACCUGGUGUCGGAGAUGGAGAUGAUGAAGAUGAUUGGGCGGCACAAGAACAUCCUCAACCUGCUGGGGGCCUGCACGCAGGGCGGGCCGCUGUACGUGCUGGUGGAGUACGCGGCCAAGGGCAACCUGCGCGAGUACCUGCGGGCACGGCGGCCGCCGGGCAUGGACUACUCCUUCGACACCUGCCGGCUGCCCGAGGAGCAGCUCACCUUCAAGGACCUGGUGUCCUGCGCCUACCAGGUGGCUCGCGGCAUGGAGUACCUGGCCUCCCAGAAGUGCAUCCACAGGGACCUGGCCGCCCGCAACGUGCUGGUGACCGAGGACAACGUGAUGAAGAUCGCGGACUUCGGCCUGGCCCGCGACGUGCACAACCUCGACUACUACAAGAAGACCACGAACGGGCGGCUGCCGGUGAAGUGGAUGGCGCCCGAGGCCCUGUUCGACCGCGUCUACACCCACCAGAGUGACGUCUGGUCCUUUGGCGUCCUGCUCUGGGAGAUCUUCACGCUGGGGGGCUCCCCGUACCCCGGCAUCCCCGUGGAGGAGCUCUUCAAGCUGCUGAAGGAGGGUCACCGCAUGGACAAGCCGGCCAAUUGCACACAUGACCUGUACACGGUCAUGCGCGAGUGCUGGCACGCGGCGCCGUCCCAGAGGCCCACCUUCAAGCAGCUGGUGGAGGACCUGGACCGCGUCCUGGCCGUGACGUCCACUGAUGAGUACCUGGACCUCUCGGUGCCCUUCGAGCAGUACUCGCCGGGUGGCCAGGACACGCCCAGCUCCAGCUCCUCAGGGGACGACUCCGUGUUUGCCCACGACCUGCUGCCGCCUGAUGGUGGGGGUCUGCGGACUUGAGAGCACCCUGCCCUCCAGGCCGGGCCCUGCCAACGGGGCAGCAGACACCCACCCUCCUGUUGCUGCCACCAGCGUAGUCAACCACUGGGCCCGCCAGCCCAGGCCUGAGAUGGAUGGACGGAUGGACAGGCAGAACCUUCCAGUGUGUGUGUGUGUGUAUGUGUGUGUGUGUGCGUGUGCGUGCGAGUGCAGAACCUUCCAGUGUGUGUGUGUGUGUGUGUGUGUGUGCGAGAGAGCACACGUGCCUCGUGGUCCUCGGGAGCGGGGUUCCCCUCGGGGUGCCCAAGCUGCUGUACGGAGCCCCGUGACCCAGCCAGCUGUGCCUGCAGCCCCAGAUGUGGAAUGUACAGGGGCCCACCUGCCCCAUGGAGCUCCUUGGGUGGGGAGCUGGGUCAGACGGCCACGGGCCCAGCUCUCUUGCCCCACCCCCCACCCCCUCACUGCCCCCCAUGGGGGCACAGGGCCAGGCGGGCUGAGCCCCUCCAGCUGCCCCAAGCCGAGCCUGCAGAAAGCCCCUGGGUCGAGCCAUGCCCCUGCCCAUGUGGCACCCUGCACCGAGCUCCCCCACCUCCUGGAGACCCCCCCUCCCGCCGGUUCCUUGGAGACUGACAUACGGGUACCUGAAGGCAGAAGCCUUUAAUUUCCAUCCACAAGGUUUAUUCCAGAAGUGUACAUUUAUAUAAAUAGAUGCUGUGUACAUGAUAUAUAUACUUACAGAGAUAGACGUAUCUGUGGGGGGGCACAGAUGGGCAUAGCUGGGGCCCAGGGCCCUGAGUGGGCAGGGAGGGGGUGUGGGGAGACCCCCACUGGGGCUUCAAGGGAUGAGACCAACGCUGCAGCGAGCCGGGGGGCUGAGGGGCUGAGGGGCUUCUCUAGCGUUGCAGUUUUGUUUGAAAAAUUCUCCCUGGAGUUGUAUAUUUGUAAAGCUAUUUAUCAGCCCUCAGAGCUCCUGUCCAUGCCACGUUUGUAGCGUUUAGCCAGCUGGGUGGCAGAAAGAUGUAAGUUUUAACUUAUUAACAGCUGAGGUUUAUGGGGCUUGCGGAGAAGGGAUGUGCUGGGCAUGGGGCCCCCCAAAGCCAGAGCUGGCCCCGGGCAGCCAAGAGAGCGUUCAGUUUGGGGCGACCCCGCGAGCAUCUUUGUUUCCUUUGGCCUUCUUUUGCAGGGCAAUUAGGUUUCUACAGGGUUUAUCUUUAGGAGAUUUAUUUUUGGGGUCUUCGAAAUAAGUUGGUAUUUUCAUACAGGUUCUAAUUGCUGCGAGUCCCACGCAGGGGGACAGGCUCUGACGGGAGUCGGCUGUGCAGGCGCUGAUGGUGUUAGAUGUUACGAGUUUGUAUCUAUCUACCUACAUAUAAUUUAUUGAGUUUUUAUAAGACGCAUUGCCAUAGUCUUAACAGUUCUCACGCAGUGCUUUUGGCCUUGACGGCCUAGCCUGCCACCUUUGGAUCUGGGGAGCAGACGCUGUGAGUUCAGCCAUGUUCCUUCCGGGGCUGCACCGUGCCCCCCACGUCUGGGAGGCUGCCUCUUUGCCUGAGGGCUCGGGCCUCUUGUCCUUGGGGCCCAAACCAGUAGACUGUGCUUUUGUUACCUUGGCAGUGGAUGUGGCAAAAAAUAAAGAGUGAUGACUGACUCGAA
Messenger RNA from Choloepus didactylus (southern two-toed sloth), 4709 nucleotides. RefSeq names its product fibroblast growth factor receptor 3 (gene FGFR3). NCBI's taxonomy places the organism in Eukaryota, Metazoa, Chordata, Mammalia, Pilosa, Megalonychidae. Gene Ontology annotation, biological process: multicellular organism development; protein phosphorylation; positive regulation of cell population proliferation. Gene Ontology annotation, molecular function: fibroblast growth factor binding; fibroblast growth factor receptor activity; ATP binding. The transcript has 17 exons. The record is from RefSeq and is a predicted model, not a curated record. Gene Ontology annotation, cellular component: membrane; signaling receptor complex. Bases 264 to 3077 code for a protein of 937 amino acids.